This is a messenger RNA of Lotus japonicus, 3318 nucleotides long. Its product is annotated as receptor-like protein kinase ANXUR1. The transcript has a single exon. NCBI's taxonomy places the organism in Eukaryota, Viridiplantae, Streptophyta, Magnoliopsida, Fabales, Fabaceae. The coding region runs from base 378 to 2966 and encodes 862 amino acids. Gene Ontology annotation, molecular function: transmembrane receptor protein tyrosine kinase activity; ATP binding. Gene Ontology annotation, biological process: protein autophosphorylation. Gene Ontology annotation, cellular component: plasmodesma; plasma membrane. The record is from RefSeq and is a predicted model, not a curated record.
UUCACCAAACACAGCAACCCAAAAAAAAAAUUCAGAACCAUACACACUGAACAGAAGAAGAGAAAAAACCAUAGAAUUCACCCUUCUUGUCUUCUUGCCUGGUUUGGUUUGUUGCCACCAAUCCAGGUAGGUUUUGUUUUUUACAUGCAUGAACGAUUGUGAUGGUGCAUUAGAAAACCACCACCCCCUCCAUUAUUCCAUCGAUCAUAGCACAAACACAAAACAAAACCAAAUACCAAACAUCAUUUCUCAUUUCUGGCGUACAGGAAAUCAAAUCAAAUCAACACCCUUUGUCAAAAAAUUCAUAGUUAGCCACAAAGUUGUCACAUUUUUUGUUUUCUUUCUUCUUUAAUUUUUUACCCUGUACGCCUGAAAUUAUGCAUACAUAUUAUUGCUGCUGUUGUCUCUUGCUGGUUUUCUGUUUUUUGAAUGUGAUUCCUGCAUUGAGUGCUGCUAAUGGCGGCGGCGAAUCGUUGAUCCUGGGUUGUGGAUUGGAAGGUGGUGGCAAAGAUGCUGAUGGAAGACAAUGGAUUUCUGAUAACAAGUACCUCUCAGGAGGAGGAGAUUCAGUAACAUCCAAAGCCUCUUUCCAAGACCCUUCUCUUUUAUCUGAAGUCCCUUACAUGACAGCCAGAGUUUUCAAAUCAGAAGCAACUUACAAAUUCCCUGUUCUACCUGAUAAGCGUUACUGGCUCAGGCUCCAUUUUUACCCCUCUGUCUACGGCAGUUUCAACCCCACAGAUUCAUAUUUCUCCGUCGCGGCGAAUGGGGUUACUCUUUUAUCCAAUUUCAGUGCCUCAAUCACAUGUCAGGCACUCUCACAGGCCUACAUUGAUAGGGAAUAUUCCCUUGCUCCAUUGAAUUCAGACACUCUAUCUGUUACCUUCAAGCCGCGAGACGGGGGUUUUGCUUUUGUUAAUGGCAUUCAAUUGAUCCAAAUGCCUGAGUUGUUUGAUUCGGCACCGUUGGUGGGUUAUGAUGAUCAAACUGUGGAUGCAAAAAGUAUGCAUUUUCAGACAAUGUUCAGGUUAAAUGUUGGUGGGCAAUACAUAUCUCCAGGGCAAGACUCUGGCCUAAGCAGAAUGUGGUAUGAUGACACCCCUUAUCUCUAUGGUGGAGCCACUGGUGUGACCAACCAAGCUACUAAAAAUGACACAAUUGACUACAAAACCAUGCCAAAGUACAUAGCUCCUUCCAGUGUUUACUCCACAUCAAGAUCCAUGGGACCCAAUAAGGAUGUGAACAUGGGGUACAAUCUCACAUGGAUUUUCCAAGUGGAUCCUAAUUCAAUGUACCUUACCAGGUUGCAUUUCUGUGAUUACUAUUAUUCCAAGUCUAAUGAGAUUGUGUUCAAAAUCUUCAUCAACAACCAGACUGCAGAGCCUGAAGCAGAUGUGAUUGGAUGGACAGGAGGUAAAGGAGUUCCAGUUUAUAAAGACUAUGUGACAUAUGUUCCUGGUGGAACAGUUGGUGAGGAGCUUUGGAUUGCAUUGCAUCCUGUACCUGAUAGUAAGCCAGAAUUCUUUGAUGCACUCCUCAAUGGGGUUGAGAUUUUCAAACUCAAUGACACUAAUUUGUCUGGCCCCAAUCCUCAGCCUUCUGACAUGCUGGUUGAGUAUGAGGCGAAGGCGAAAACAUUCCAAACCAACAAAAAUGGUCACAAGAACAUUGUUAUUGGUGGAGCUGCAGGAGGUGCUGCAGGUUUUGCUAUAUUGGCUGCAAUAGGUGUUGCUGUUCAUCUCCAAAAGAAGAAGAGAGCUCCUGGAUCAUACACCAACACAUCUAGCUGGCUUCCUUUAUACGGAAACUCGCAAACGACCGGUACCAAAUCCUCAGGGUCAGGGAAGAGUGGCAGUGGCAACAUAUCAGCCAUGGCUCAAGGACUGUGCCGGUUUUUCUCAUUACAAGAGAUGAAGCAAGCAACCAAGAAUUUUGAUGAGUCCAAUGUGAUUGGGGUUGGAGGCUUUGGAAAGGUGUACAAGGGUGUUAUUGACAAUGGGGUUAAAGUAGCUAUCAAGAAAGCAAAUCCGCAGUCAGAUCAAGGAGUGAACGAGUUCCAGACAGAAAUUGAGAUGCUUUCUAAGCUUAGACACAAACACUUGGUGUCCUUGAUUGGUUUCUGUGAGGAAGAUGAUGAAAUGUGCUUGGUUUAUGACUACAUGGAUCGCGGAACGUUAAGGGAACAUAUUUACAAGGGAAACAAGCCAUUGGAUGAGCUAUCAUGGAAGCAAAGGUUGGAGAUUUGCAUUGGAGCAGCAAGAGGGCUUCACUACCUUCACACAGGAGCCAAGUACACCAUCAUUCAUAGAGAUGUGAAAACAACCAACAUUCUCCUUGAUGAAAACUGGGUUGCUAAGGUUUCAGAUUUCGGGUUGUCAAAAACCGGUCCAAACAUGAACCAAGGUCAUGUUAGCACUGUGGUGAAAGGAAGCUUUGGGUACUUGGAUCCUGAAUAUUUCAGAAGGCAACAAUUAACUGAAAAAUCUGAUGUUUACUCAUUUGGGGUUGUUCUGUUUGAGGUUCUAUGUGCAAGGCCUGCUCUGAAUCCAAGCCUUCCAAAGGACCAAGUUAGUCUUGCGGAAUGGGCUUUGAUCAACAAAAGAAGAGGAACACUUGAGGACAUCAUUGACCCCAACCUCAAGGGAAAAAUCAACCCUGAAAGCUUGAAGAAAUUUGCAGAUGCAGCUGAAAAGUGUUUGUCUGAUCAUGGACUAGAUCGUCCUACCAUGAAUGAUCUUUUGUGGAACCUUGAAUUUGCUCUCAACCUGCAAGUGAACCCUGAUGGUUCAGCUCACUCUCCAAGGAUUGAAGGUGAGUUUGAAGAGGUGAGCUUGAAAGAAAAUGACAUGGCUGCACAUUAUAAGAACCUGAGCCUUGGAAGUGAUCAUGAGCUUAGCCAGGACUCUGGAUCCGGUGAGAAUUCCGCGGUCAUCUUCUCACAAAUUGCCAAUCCAAAAGGGCGAUGAAGAUAAAAAUAUGAAUGCUUAAGGAAGCUAGGGAAUUUAAGACAACAAAACCAGCGUUUUGCAUUGCUUUUGGAGUGUGCACUGCUUUGAUUGCUGCUUCCAUUUAUUGGUUUCUUUUUUUCUUUGUCUUGUUUUCAUGCUAAAUAGCUUAUGAUAUCUAACUGUUUGUAGCAAAAUGUUCAGAGAAGGUGGCUAAAUGAAGUUCACUUAGCCUGUUAUGUAUAAUAUAGUUAAAUAUAUAUGUAAUAUGAAUUAUAGUUUAUCAGAUUUGUUUCUGCAAAAUGACAGAACUGGCUGCAUUUUGAUCAUGUAACCAUGACUCUAUAUUGAAAAAACUUGGGUUCUUUGCUAA